This is a messenger RNA of Metarhizium robertsii ARSEF 23, 747 nucleotides long. RefSeq names its product copper chaperone for superoxide dismutase. The transcript is spliced from 4 exons. Gene Ontology annotation, molecular function: copper ion binding; superoxide dismutase copper chaperone activity. Lineage: Eukaryota; Fungi; Ascomycota; Sordariomycetes; Hypocreales; Clavicipitaceae. Gene Ontology annotation, biological process: removal of superoxide radicals. The record is from RefSeq and is a predicted model, not a curated record. Gene Ontology annotation, cellular component: cytoplasm. The coding region runs from base 1 to 747 and encodes 248 amino acids.
AUGACCGUUGACCACUCAUUCCAGACCGUAUUCGCGGUGCCAUUGUCUUGUAAUGGCUGUGUCAAGACAGUUUCAGACUCAAUUUACAAACUCGGAGGAGUGAGCAAAGUCGAGGGAAGCUUGGAGGAUCAGUUAAUAUCCGUCGAAGGCUUCGCCGCACCGUCAGCCAUCGUUGAAGCCAUUCAGGCAACAGGGAGAGAUGCAAUCCUCCGUGGAUCCGGCGCAUCUGACAGCGCCGCUGUUAGCAUUCUUGAAAGUUUUACAGGGAAAUUGCAAAGGGAGGACGACAAUGGAGACCGAGAAGUGAGAGGAUUGGCGAGGAUGGUUCAGGUCAGUUCUGGGAGAACUCUUGUAGACCUGACUGUCCGAGGACUCGCGCCAGGCACGUAUCGUGCCACAAUACGCCAAUAUGGGGAUCUCAAAGAUGGGGCCAAGUCGACAGGACCUGUCUGGUCUGGAGAUCAGUCCGAACGUAAUGGUGUCUUGGGCGAGAUUAAUGUUGGUCAAGAUGGGCGAGGCUCUGCCUUUGUUGACCAUCCUUUUCGGAUUUGGGAGGUGAUUGGCCAUGCCAUGGUUCUAACACGACAAAAUGAGGCAGCUGGGCCUCUCGAAAAUGACGACAACACCGUGGUCGGAGUUAUUGCUCGGAGUGCAGGUGUAUGGGACAACGAUAAGACGGUAUGCUCAUGUACUGGAAAGACACUGUGGGAGGAGAGGAGGGACGAAGUCCGAAAGGGCAUGCUGUAG